Saxophila tyrrhenica is the source of this 1104-nucleotide messenger RNA. RefSeq lists its product as uncharacterized. The transcript has 2 exons. The coding region runs from base 1 to 1104 and encodes 367 amino acids. The record is from RefSeq and is a predicted model, not a curated record. Lineage: Eukaryota; Fungi; Ascomycota; Dothideomycetes; Mycosphaerellales; Extremaceae.
AUGCGCUUUCAUCUGGCUCCUGCGCCGCUCCUCCACCUCAUCACCACAAUCCUCCUCAUACCGCAACGAACCUCCGCAAACCCUGCCCCACCAAUUUCUGUACAAGCCGGCUUUGAGUUCAACGAGCUCUUGAAGCGAUACGACUGCUCUGGUGAGCUCUGCGGAUGGAACGAUCAACUCUGCUGUCCUAAUGGCGGCUGCUACACUAAUGCCCUCCAACAGGCGACUUGCACAGGCGGCGGCAGCUACUCUGCCUCUGCAGCACCGGCACCGAGCGCGGCAGGAGGAGGGUAUUGGCAAGUCUACACCACAGUCUACACCGUCACGGACAAGGAGGUCAUCACCAGCGUUGUUAGCAACUACGUCGGCGGCAGCGUGUCAGCAGUAGCAUCCAGCACACCAUCCGGACAAGCUCAUUGCAACUUCGCCAUCAAUGAAUCACCAUGCGGCGAUAUAUGCUGUUCAGCCACGCAGUACUGCUUCAAUUGGGGCAUUUGUAAAGCAGCAGCCGGCUCCGAAACGACCACAACAGUCAAAGCUGGUGGCACCGCAGGCGCACCCAUUCGACCCACCUCUUCCGGCGUGGUGGUCGUAACAGCAACGGAAAGCCCCACGACCACUGUUCCCUUCCAAACACCCGUUGCAACCGGCGCAAAUGUGACAAUGACAGCCACCGAGUCCGGCGGCGGCGGUGGUCUCUCCGGCGGUGCCAUAGCAGGUAUAGUCAUCGGCGUGCUCGUCGGCUUGCUACUCCUCGGUCUGAUCUGCUUCUACUGCUGCAUCAAAGGCCUACUCGACGGCUGUCUCGCGCUCUUCGGGCUGGGCGGCAAGAAGAAACGGAGGACAGAAGUCGACACCUACGAGCGACACUCGCACCACACCCACAGUGGAGGCGGAGGCGGACGGACAUGGUACGGCGCUUCGAAGCCUGCGCGGCCUAAGAGGAAGGAAGAGAGUCACAAGGGACGAAAGGUCGCAGGCGGGCUGGCUGGGUUGGCGGGUCUCUGGGCUGUGCUGGGUCUGAAGCGGAAGAGGAACGACAGGAAGAACAAUGGGUCCGAGUAUUCGUAUUCUUCGGACUACUAUACUAGCAGUAGUGAGUAG